CCAGGCCAGCUCCGCAUGCUGCAGCUGCCCCCGGGCGCCCCCGAGGCGGUGGCGCAGGGAGGGGCCCGACGCGCGCACGUGGCCCCGGUGGCCGCCAUGGCGGACAGCGAAACAGCGGGGGGCGCGGCGUUGGCGGCCCCGGCCCCAGGGCCGGGCAGUGGCGGCCUAGGACCACGCGGAGAGGGCCCGGGCGGCGCGGACGAUGAGGGCCCAGUGAGGCGCCAAGGGAAGGUCACCGUCAAGUAUGACCGCAAGGAGCUACGGAAGCGCCUCAACCUAGAGGAGUGGAUCCUGGAGCAGCUCACGCGCCUCUACGACUGCCAGGAAGAGGAGAUCCCAGAACUGGAGAUUGACGUGGAUGAGCUCCUGGACAUGGAGAGUGACGAUGCCCGGGCUGCCAGGGUCAAGGAGCUGCUGCUUGACUGUUACAAACCCACGGAGGCCUUCAUUUCUGGCCUGCUGGACAAGAUCCGGAGCGUGCAGAAGCUGAGCACACCCCAGAAGAAGUGAGGGUCCCCGACCCAGAAGAAGUGAGGGUCCCUGACCCAGGAGAACGGUGGCUCCCACAGGACAAUCGCUGUCCCCCAACCUCGUAGCAACAGCAACACCGGGGGACCCUGCGGCCAGGC
Pan troglodytes (chimpanzee) is the source of this 629-nucleotide messenger RNA. RefSeq names its product protein phosphatase 1 regulatory subunit 14B-like. NCBI's taxonomy places the organism in Eukaryota, Metazoa, Chordata, Mammalia, Primates, Hominidae. Gene Ontology annotation, cellular component: cytoplasm. The record is from RefSeq and is a predicted model, not a curated record. Bases 16 to 510 code for a protein of 164 amino acids. The transcript has a single exon. Gene Ontology annotation, molecular function: protein serine/threonine phosphatase inhibitor activity. Gene Ontology annotation, biological process: regulation of phosphorylation; innate immune response.